UGCAUAGGGAUUUUUGGCGACCAAGAAAGGCAACAGAAUAAAUAAUAAAAUAAAAUAAAAUAAAAUAAAAUAAAAGGAAGGAAAAUAUAUGGGUGAUUUCAUAGAGGACGAGGCUGUUGUUGAUACGUUUGGUUUCAGCGUCUGAGAAAACUGAUACAGAUUAUACCCUAUCUCCCAUAAAACCUCUUUUGCCCUAAUUUCAGACACUCGCUUUGCCAUUCUCUUCUCCUCUUUUUCUCUCGGCUUUCUCUCUUUUGCUUUCCACUCAGCCACUCUCUGUUACAAUCCAAACGCAUUGGCUUUGCAUUCACCAAAUAAUUUCAUAUCAAUACAUACUUUGGCGGUUAUUUGAACGGUUAGGGUUUUCUUUACUUCAACAUUUUUCGCGGCUCUGCCGCCUAGGUAAAACUAUUUGCUUCAUUCAUUUCGGUUUUUUGGUUCUUUUCCCAUAAAAAUUUCAUAUAUUUUGGGCCAAUUAUUAUUAUUAAUUUUUUUUUUAAUUUUUUUUUGUGGGUGUGUUUGAACCCUAGCCUUGGGAGGUGUAUUCUAGGGUUUCUAUAUCGAGCCAUUUGCGCGGUUUUCAUUAUCGGUUUCGCUUAUCCUCUAGGGUUUCCCUAAAUAACCUGGUUCAUGUGCGUGAGGUAUUGUUCUAGAAUUGUGGGUCUUACUUUGUUCUUGUCGUUUUGAUAUAUUUUUUCGUGGGCUGAAUUGAGAUUUUGCCGAGAUGAGGGUCCUCUGAGUGGUUGUUAUCUGCAAAUCCAUCUUUAAUAGAAGAUGGAGGCGUAGAUUUUUUUUUUUUUUUUUCAUAAUAUCAUUGUGUUUUAGUCAGCAGCUAUGCCUUUUGUUCUCGCCAUUGCCUUUGUUUUUUCCCUUUGGAUUCGUACAUGUAUGAGAAUCUGCUUCUGGUGAUCCAUGUAUUGAAAGCACAAGCAUUAGUUUCGGGGAAGAAAAGAACCCUUAGGAUUCUUUUGGACAUUGGUGAGCCAUUUUGGUUUUUGCAAUUUUGGGCCUGAAUAGUGGUGACUGUGAAGCAAGAUUGGUUGUCUUGAGAAAAUAAAACUAGGGUUAGGGUUAUGCAUCAUUAACAUUGGGUGGAAGCCCAGUGAUUUUGUAGAGAAAGGGGUGGAGAGAGUAAAGAAAGAUAAGUAGUGUUUUUCUUUUAUAUCUGAUGAUGUGCAACACUCCUUAUGGAAAGAAGUGAACCCACGUUAGUUCCAGAAUGGUUGAGAAGUACUGGAAGUGUUACUGGGGGUGGCAACUCAGCCCACCAUUUUGCUACAUCAUCUUCGCACACAGAUAUUUCUCCACGCUCCACAAGAAAUAGAUCUUCUAAGAAUACAAGUGAUUAUGAAAGCCCUCGUUCGGCAUUUUUAGACCGGACCUCCUCAUCCAAUUCACGGAGGAAUUUGGUCAGUAAUGGUUUUCCAAAGCAUGACAAGGAAUCUAAUGCUCGCGCAUAUAGUAGUUUCUCCAGAAGUCACCGUGAUAAGGACCGUGAUAGGGAGAAAGAUAGGUUAGUCAUUGAAGACCAAUGGGAUCAUGGCAGUUCUCAUCCUUUGGCAAACAUCUUAAUCAAUAGGGUUGAAAAGGAUGUGCUGAGGCGAUCUCAUUCAGUGGUAUCAAGGAAGCAGGUUGACGUGUUGCCUCGAAGAGUUGCAUCAGACUCAAGAAAUGGCGAUAGCAACAAACACAACAAUGUCAAUGGCAUGGUUUCUGGGGCCAGUAUCAUUGGUGGCAUCCACAAGGCUGUGUUUGAUAAGGAUUUCCCUUCACUUGGAACUGAACCUGAUAUUGGAAGAGUUCCAUCACCUGGGUUGAGCAUGGCUGUUCAGAGUUUGCCCAUUGGUAAUUCAUCUUUGAUUGGUGGGGAGGGAUGGACUUCAGCUCUGGCAGAGGUGCCCAUGAUAACUGGAAGCAAUAGCACAGGAUCCUCAUCUGUUCAACAGACUGUUGUUUCUGCUCCAGCAUCUGGGCUUCCAAGUACUACAGCUGGUCUUAAUAUGGCUGAAGCAUUGGCACAGGCCCCAUCACGGGCUCGCACUACACCACAGCUAUCUGUUAACACACAGCGACUUGAGGAAUUGGCAAUUAAGCAAUCUAGGCAACUAAUACCUGUGACACCUUCAAUGCCUAAAUCUUCGGUUCUCAAUUCUUCUGAUAAAUCAAAGCCCAAAACUGUAGUCAGAACCAGUGACAUGAUUGCUGCUUCCAAGACUGGGCAGCAGCAGCCCUCUUCAUCACACCUUGCUAACCAUUCUCUUCGAGGACAUGUGAGAUCUGAUCCUCCAACAACAUCUCAUGGGAAGUUUCUUGUUCUCAAACCAGCACGAGAGAAUGGUGCCUCUCCUACAUCAAGGGAUGUUUCCAGUCCAACAAAUAAUGCUAGCAGCCGAGUAGCAAGCAUUCAGCUUGGUGUUGCUCAUUCAGUUGCAUCUGCUCCUUCGAUUAGUCCAAACUACCCAAAGCUUUCUACCAUGGAGCGCAAGGCAGCUGCUUUGUCUCUGAAUUCUGGACCUACCGCAGAAAAGAGACCUUCCUUUUCUCAAGCCCAGAGCCGUCAUGAUUUUUUCAAUUUGAUGAGGAAGAAAACCUCUGUGAACAGUUCUGCUGUGCUCCCAGAUUCAGGCCCUGCGAUUUCAUCUUCCAACACAGAGAGUGAAGUGUCCAGUGCUCCUGUGAAAUCUCAUGCUAUUGAGAAUGGUGGCCAGGUAACUGGCAAUGGUGGCAACACCUGUGAGGAGGUUGAGAGUCCUGCUGUUGGAGAGAAGCAUUUGGGUACCAAUGCAUCAAUUUGUCCGGAUGAGGAAGAGGCUGCAUUCCUAAGGUCCCUUGGGUGGGAGGAAAGUGCUGGAGAUGAUGAAGGCCUUACAGAAGAGGAGAUAAAUGCUUUCUAUCAGGAGUAUAUGAAAUUGAAGCCAUCUUUGAAACUGCAGCAAGGCAUGCAAGCAAAGCUUUUGAUGCUGCAUGGAUCUCGUACAACUAGUUUGGGUGGAGCUUCUUCCAAAUUGAGCUCAUCUGACUCAGAAUCUGAAGCUUGAUUUACCAGUCCUUAACAUGCUGGAUCUGAGAAGUUCCAAUUUUUGAAGGCGAUUGGUUUGUUUCUUUUUUUCUUUUCCUGGUCCUUUUAUUUUGAAGGAAAAGUGAUGAGUUGGGUAUGGAAAAAGAGGGUGGGUUUGGUUGAACUCUGCAUUUUGCAGUGAAAUAAAUUACAGGUAUUUUACACCCGCCUGUCUGCCUGCCCAAGAUGGGAUUUUCUGAGGUUAAUGAGGUUGGUUGGGAGAUGGUUGGAUUGGUGAUAUUUUGGUCCACAGUGGAAGAUUCUUGCAAAAUUGCAUCUUUAGAGAUAAUUUUCUUCUUUUCUUUUUCUUUCUAGAGGGUUCAAUUCAACAGGAAAAAGCUUAUGAUGUUUUUGAUCAAUUUUACGGGGAAAAAGAAAUCAAAAGUUUUUAUUUUUAGUUUA
Vitis vinifera (wine grape) is the source of this 3460-nucleotide messenger RNA. RefSeq lists its product as uncharacterized. Lineage: Eukaryota; Viridiplantae; Streptophyta; Magnoliopsida; Vitales; Vitaceae. The record is from RefSeq and is a predicted model, not a curated record. Bases 1188 to 3038 code for a protein of 616 amino acids. The transcript is spliced from 5 exons.